AUGUCUCCCGAUGUACGGUUAUACCUCUCCUGGCCCUGGCCCCUCCGGCUGAUCCUUCUGUUCACCGGCUUAUCUCACGCAUUCUAUAUUCCCGGCUACUCAAUACGCAGCUACCGCGACGAUGAGAACAUCCCUCUACUCGUGAACAAAGUCUACUCAGACAACAGUCCGUUACAAUACGCCUACUUUGAUCUGCCUUUCGUCUGCCCUCCUACCGGCCACAAGCACCAUGGCUCUUCCUUCGCCAGUGGCCACAGCAUUCCCCUCAACCUCGGAGAAGUGCUUCGAGGUGAUCGAAUCAAGACCUCGGACCUCGAGAUCAAUAUGGGUCAAGACGUCGAGUGCCAGUACCUGUGUGAUCGGGUUGUUGGCCGAGACGAUAUGGCAUGGGCUCAACAGCUGAUCGAGGGAGGCUUUGUCACCGAAUGGAUUCUUGAUAACCUCCCUGGGGCCACGUCUUUCGUCACCCCUGAUCGUGCUCGGAAAUACUACGCUGCCGGCUUCAAGAUGGGUUACAAGGCACUCGACAUGGCCUCUGGCCGGGAACGUUAUUAUCUCAACAAUCAUUACACUCUGGUCGUUCGCUGGCGUAACGCUCCUGGUCGAGCGGGUAACAACGGCGGCAAGGUCAUCGUUGGGUUCGAGGUUUACGCGAAGAGUAUCUAUGGAGCUCACCGUAACGAAACAGGCUGCCCCCUCGAUGUUUCUGCUGACAAUGAACCAUUGGCGCUGUACAUGCCGCCAGUGUCGGGCAGUUUGAAAGAGCAAUACGCUGAUUCUUCGUAUGUCCCGGAGGAAGUGAUCGACAUGAACGACGGGGCCACCAUGACCAUCCCUUACACGUACUCGGUAUAUUUCCGCCAGACGAACGACGUUGAAUGGGCCAAUCGUUGGGAUCUUUACUUCAAUGAUCAAGCCGAGAGCGCCUUCACCCACUGGCUGGCCAUCAUCAACUCACUGAUAAUCUCAGGCAUCCUGGGCGCAGUUUGCAUGGUGAUCUGGGGCCGAACGAUGCAGGGAGAUGUCAAGGGCCGAGGUGAUGGUGUUCUAGAAGAAGCCCGAAUCCGCAUUGCCAAACGCGUCGACAAGAAGAAAUUUGGAGCUGGUCUUCUUGAAAAGAUUGCCGAAACUGGACCGGAUGAUGACCAAUCUUCCGAUGAGGAGCCACUGGAAGAUAUCAGCGGGUGGAAACUCUUACACGGGGAUGUUUUUAGACCACCGCCCUACGGUGGAUUGCUGGCUCCUCUUGUCGGCUCAGGAAUGCAACUCGUCUUCAUGGUUGCUGGUCUCUUGGUCCUCAGCUGCGUCGGAGUACUCAAUCCCAGCUGGCGAGGUGGAUUUUUGAGUGUCGGCGUUGGUCUCUUUGUGUUCGCUGGAGGUUUCUCUGGCUACUUCUCUGCACGCGUCUACAAGACGUUUGGUGGUCAGAACUGGCGCAAAAACACUAUGAUGACGGCACUCCUCUUCCCCGGACUCUUGUUUAUGCUGGUUUUUGUGCUCAACCUUUUCACCUGGGCUCAGGCGUCAUCCACAGCACUUCCAUUCUCUACACUUCUCUUUUUGGCCUGUUUGUGGCUUCUGAUCCAACUCCCUCUGGUCCAUUUGGGAUCAUACUAUGGGUUUCAUCGGUCGGCAGCGUGGGAACAUCCAACGCGCACCAACGCGAUCCCACGUCAGAUCCCGGCUCAGGCAUGGUAUCGAAGACACCAGAUCACUCUGGCACUGAGCGCGGGUCUGGUGUCAUUUGCGGUCCUCUUCAUUGAGCUCAUCUUCGUGUUCAAAUCACUGUACCUGGACAAAUCAUCGUAUUAUUACGUAUUCGGCUUUUUGAGCAUCAUAUCUGCUCUGUUGACCAUCACGAUUGCCGAAACGGUGAUCAUCACAACAUACAUACAACUUUGCGCCGAGAACUACCACUGGUGGUGGCAAUCAUUUUUUGUUGGUGGAGCGUCGGGGUUCUGGAUUUUUGUUUAUUCGGCAUGGUAUUACACGACGCGACUCAACAUCGAAGGGUUCGUGAGCAGCCUUUUGUUUUUCAGUUACAGUGCGCUGGCAUGCGCGGUUUAUGCCCUGGCGACGGGCACUGUUGGUUUCCUGACAGCUUACGUAUUUAUUCGAAGAAUAUAUGGAGGUGUCAAGGUUGAUUGA
This is a messenger RNA of Exophiala bonariae, 2148 nucleotides long. RefSeq lists its product as uncharacterized. The record is from RefSeq and is a predicted model, not a curated record. Lineage: Eukaryota; Fungi; Ascomycota; Eurotiomycetes; Chaetothyriales; Herpotrichiellaceae. Gene Ontology annotation, biological process: vacuolar transport; protein localization to membrane. Gene Ontology annotation, cellular component: membrane; Golgi apparatus. The coding region runs from base 1 to 2148 and encodes 715 amino acids. The transcript has 3 exons.